AUAUUGUCAACGACUUCUUGCAGCCACCGUUCGCUUGCUCUUCUAAUUCAUGUAUGUGGCCGGUUGAUCCAGUUACUAUAUCAUUCUGCGAAAGUUGUGAAUGAGAUGCGAACUCGAGGCUAGUGCCCGUUGACAAGACGACACAUGAGCGAGGAGCGCUUGGUCAAGAUUGCAGCGGAUCUUGAUACAGAAUGAUACGAGGAGCACUCUAAUGUUGACUCUCACCUCGUCCGCUCUGUACGGGAGUCUCACUGAUAUCCUCGAGGCUCUGCUGCUCGAGGAAAAGUCGAGCCAGGCUAAGACGACUUACAGUCUUGAGCACACGGUCCCCAAUUGUGUCCCGCUGGGUUUACCGUUAUUACGACAAGGAUACUCGUUGGCAAAUGAUCGCCCUUUGUUCAUGUCGAUGUUGGUGUUGAAGAUGACGAUAACAAAGAUGAGACUUCCGAUUUUGCCACCGGCAAGUUCUUUUUCGAGUAGAAGGAUGCGAAUUCCAUGUUGUCGGGAUUUGCGCAGGAUCGAAGAUGAUUUAUGGAUAUCAAGACGUGUUCCGGGCCCUAUCAGCAGUCCCAGAUCAUUGCCGGGUCAGCAUGCUGGUAAAUUCCGCUACACUCUCACAAAUACGCACGCUUAUCAGCGUCAACCCGCUAUCUCCACGGAAAGCUGUACCCAUGACGUUGGUGUUUGAAUAAACAAAGUCAAGUUGCAUACGGGCAGCGAAUUGGGUUCAACAAACACGAAUGAGCUGAAGAUAUCGCCGAACAUGUCGCUACCAUCUCUUCUCGAGCUUUGUCUCGUCUCGACUCGUCUCACUUGGCGACAGUUUACCAAGACUUGAAAACGCGAAUAUGAGCUCACACGCCAUCUUGAAAGAGGAUGAAAGUCAGCACUUCUCGCCGUACAGAGCGGACGGAAAGCUGUA
Messenger RNA from Aureobasidium subglaciale EXF-2481, 922 nucleotides. RefSeq lists its product as uncharacterized. The transcript is spliced from 2 exons. Bases 212 to 688 code for a protein of 158 amino acids. NCBI's taxonomy places the organism in Eukaryota, Fungi, Ascomycota, Dothideomycetes, Dothideales, Saccotheciaceae. The record is from RefSeq and is a predicted model, not a curated record.